Messenger RNA from Malaya genurostris, 3413 nucleotides. Its product is annotated as zinc finger protein 91-like. Gene Ontology annotation, biological process: regulation of transcription by RNA polymerase II. The transcript has 2 exons. Gene Ontology annotation, molecular function: DNA-binding transcription factor activity, RNA polymerase II-specific; RNA polymerase II transcription regulatory region sequence-specific DNA binding. Gene Ontology annotation, cellular component: nucleus. Lineage: Eukaryota; Metazoa; Arthropoda; Insecta; Diptera; Culicidae. Bases 534 to 2615 code for a protein of 693 amino acids. The record is from RefSeq and is a predicted model, not a curated record.
UCAAAACACAAUGAGUAAAACGAUAGAAAUGUAUCCGUCGAAUUCUGUCUAAUGAAUUAUGAUCUACAAAAAACCGAUUUAGUGCGAAAAGCGAACGUUUUCUGUAAAUGUACUAAAAUCAAUUAUGCAAAGUGAAAUGGAAGUUUGCCUUGCACGAGAGGAGAUACUAAAAACAGAAGAACCAGAAAACAGUCCUGAAGCCUUUUCCUCAUCAUCCGCUCCAACAAUCGAUUCCCCAAUAAAACUCGAAUAUGAGAUUUGUGAUGAGAAAUUCACACAGAAAAGUGACCAUGAAGACGUCUUAGUACCGAAGAAGGAACCGAUUUAUAGUUGCGAAAUUUGCGGGAAACAAUUUUCUUUGAAGAGUAAUCUGAAGAAGCAUACUUCGUUCAUACUUUCAUACUGAAGACAAACCAUUAAAGUGUAAUGUGUGUGGCAAAGGAUUCCUGUAUUAUCAGAGAUUAAAGGACCACAGCAAUAUUCACACUGGUGAACGUCCCUACAGUUGCACUGUAUGCGAAAAAAAAUUUUCCAUGAAGGAUUACCUAGCUAAACACAUGUCUAUUCACCAAAGUGAGUACAAUUAUAAGUGCAAUGUGUGUGGCAAAGCCUUUAAAAAUGGCGCUUACCUCGCGAGUCACCAACGCAUUCAUACGAACGAAAAGUUUAAAUGCACCAUUUGCGAGAAAGAUUAUUCCAAUAAGUAUUAUCUCAGCAUACACAUGAAAAUUCAUGCGGAUGGUUACGAGCAUAAGUGUGAUGUGUGCGGCAAAGGAUUCAUCUCAAAAUCGUGUUUGAAAGACCACGAAAAUAGUCACACGGGUGCACGGCCUUACAAAUGCACUGUCUGUGGAAGGGACUUUCAUCGUAAAACAAAACUUUCUAUACACAUGAAACUUCACAAAAGCGAACGACCGUUCAAAUGUACCGUAUGUGGCAAGGAUUUCGUCUUUAUGGCUCAUUUAUCCAAACACAUGCUUCUUCACACGGAUGAUUAUAAGCAUAAGUGUGACAUUUGUGGCAAAGGUUUUGUAACCAGAACACUCUUGGAAAAUCAUAAACGCCUUCAUACAGGAGAGCGACCGUUCAAAUGCACCGUAUGUGGAAAAGAAUUCGCCAUUAAGGGUAAACUAACUAAACACAUGUCUAGUCACCAAAGUGAGUACAAAUAUAAGUGCGAAGUGUGUGGCAAAGGCUUUUACGAUGGUAAUAACCUCGCGAGCCACACACGCAUUCAUACAAACGAAAAGUUUACAUGCACCAUUUGCGAGAAAGAUUAUUCCAAUAAGUAUUAUCUCAGCACACACAUGAAAAUUCAUGCGGAUGGUUACGAACAUAAGUGUGAUGUGUGCGGCAAAGGAUUCAUCUUCAACUCACUUUUGAAAGACCACGAGUAUAGUCACACAGGUGAACGACCUUACAAAUGCGAUGUAUGUGGAAAUGAUUUCUCCACUCGGUACUUCCUAUCCAGACAUAUGCUUAUUCACACGGAUGAUUAUAAGCAUAAGUGUUACGUUUGUGGUAAAGGAUUCAUGACCAAAAAACGCUUGCAAGAUCAUGAACGCCUUCAUACAGGAGAGCGACCGUAUAAAUGCACUGUGUGUGGAAAAGAUUUCGCGACUAAUUAUUACCUAUCCCGACACAGGAUAAUUCACGGAAGAGAUUAUAGGUACAAGUGUGAAGUGUGUGGCAAAGGCUUUCAUGAGAGUUAUAACCUUGCGAGACACAUACACAUUCAUACAAACGAGAUGCAUGUGAAUGAUUACAAGAAUAAGUAUGCAGUGCGCGGUAAAGAAAUCAUUUCCAAAUCACUUUUGGAAGACCACAAAAAUAGUCACACAGGUGAACGGCCUUACAAAUGCACUGUAUGCGGAAAAGAUUUUCAAGAUAAAAUAAAUCUUUCUAUACACAUGCGACUUCACACAAUCGAGCGACCGUACAAAUGCACCGUAUGUGAAAAAGAAUACGCCGUUAAGGGUUACCUAACUAAACACAUGUCUAGUCACCAAAGUGAGUACAAAUAUAAGUGCGAAGUGUGUGGCAAAGGCUUUUAUGAUAGUAAUAACCUCGCGAGCCACAUACGCAUUCAUACAACGUCAUCAUACGAAAAGUUUAAAUGCACUAUUUGCGAGAAAGAUUAUUCCAAUAAGUAUAAUCUCAGCACACACAUGAAAAUUCACGUGGAUGAUUACGUGCAUAAGUGUGAUGUGUGCGGCAAAGGAUUCACCUGCAAAUCACUUUUGAAAGACCACGCACAUAGUCACACAGGUGAACGGCCUUACAAAUGCACCGUAUGUGGGAAAGAUUUUGCCGUGACGGCUUGCUUUACUAAACACAUGCUUACUCACACGGAUGAUUAUAAGCAUAAGUGUGACUUUUGUGGCAAAGGUUUUGUGACCAGGAAUCUACUGAAAGAUCAUAAACGCUGUCAUACAGGAGAGCGACCGUACAAAUGCACUGUAUGUGGGAAAGCUUUCGCGUCUAAGACUUACCUAUCCAGACACAGGUCUAUCCACGAAAGGGAUUUCAAGUACAAGUGUGAUGUGUGUGGUAAAGGUAUGAAUGAUAGUUCAGGCUUCGCAAAACACAAUAGCCUUCAUACGAACGAGAAGUAAAUGCACCAUUUGCGGAGAAGAUUUUAGCUCUAAGAUUGGCCAAGGAUUCACAAAAGCAAUCAUUUAGAGAUAGUUUGGAAAAUUUAUUGAGGUUUGUUUUUUGAAUAUCCGUUUGAUUUGAGACUACAAAAUGAUUAACGUUUGAAUCAGAGGUGGAAAUAAACCCAUUUUGCGCAUGAAAAACCAAACACCGUGAAUUAAAAAAUUGGGUAACAAAACUAAAAUUGCGACUAUGUUUUAAAUUGUGGGAAAUGAAAUUGAAGGCCUUUUUAAAUUCUAAGUAGAACCAAAAUAAUCUAAUCAAAAAUCAUUCAAUCAUUCAUUCUAAUAUCUACAAUAAAUAUGUGAUAUGAAAAGAUAAUACUGACUAUUUUUAUUUACUGUGAAUCAAAAAAGAUAAUACUAUUUUUAUUUACUGUGAAUCAAAAAACAAACACUCAAAAAAUAAAAAAAAACUAUCAAAAGGCUGUACGGGAUUAAUUUCUGGCAUUCAGAAAAGCCAAAUUAUGUAAUUCUCUAGAAUAAAAUUAUCCUAGAUUUGCACUUCACCGAUGGUUUUAAUUACCGAUUUGCAAAGAAGCAAUCUUUAUAGUUCUUUAGAUAACAUUUGGAGCCAUUAGAAGGGCUUAUUUGGCAUAAUGUUCCCCAUUGUUGUCCAUUUUUCGUUGUGUAUUCUUCUAUCUUUCUUAUUAUCAUUGCUGGCUGUUUUUCUGAACAUAGAUUCGGUUUCGUCUCGUUUCGAGAAUCGAUUCGAUUCGUCUUCCAUAUCGAGUAUAGAGAAAGCGAUUGUAGUGGCAG